AGCCAUGGGACGCGGCCCGCGGGCCGCGCUGGCUCUGGGGCUGCUGUGCCUCUGUCUGGCCCAGGCCAACUUCGCCCCUUACUUCUUCGACAAUGGGGUGGGCAGCUCGAGCGGGAACAUGGCUCUGUUCAGCCUCCCAGAGGACACCCCCGUAGGCUCCCACGUGUACACUCUGAAUGGGACAGACCCUGAGGGGGACCCCGUCUCCUACAGCAUCAGCUUUGACCCCAGCACAAGACGUGUCUUCUCUGUUGAUCCCACUUCAGGAAACGUCACCCUGGUCGAAGAGCUGGACAGAGAGAGGGAGGAUGAGCUCGAGGUCACCAUCAGCAUUUCCGACGGCCUGAGUCUGGUGUCAGAAAAAGUUGUGAUCCUGGUGACAGAUGCCAAUGACGAGGCCCCCAGGUUCACACAGGAGCCGUAUGUCGUCCUGGUUCCCGAGGACACACCUGCGGGGAGCAGCAUCUUCAAGGUCCAGGCGGUGGACCAGGACACGGGCUCUGGAGGCAGCGUCGCCUACUUCCUGCAGAACCCGCACUCCACCAUCUUUGCCGUGGACCACCUCAGCGGGGAGCUGCACCUCCAGGAGGGGGCCACUCUGGACUACGAGAAGUCACGGACCCACCUCAUCACGGUGCUCGCCAAGGACGGCGGGGGCAGGCUUCACGGGGCUGACAUGGUCUUCACAGCCACGGCCACCGUCACAGUCAACGUGGAGGACAUCCAGGACACAGCACCCAUCUUCGUGGGCACACCCUACUACGGUUACGUGUAUGAGGACACCCUUCCGGGCUCCGAGGUGCUGAAGGUGGUCGCCAUGGAUGGAGACCAGGGCAAACCCCACCGCGUGGUCUACAGCCUGGUGAAUGGGAGUGACGGAGCCUUCGCGAUGAACGAGACGUCGGGCAGCAUCUUCGUCAGGCAGAGCCCUGCCCAGCUCCGGAGGGAGGUGUAUGAGCUGCUGGUACAGGUGACCGAGGUCAGCUCUGCCGUCGGCCCAGCUGCCCAGGCUGUGGUCCCAGUCACCAUCAGGAUCGUGGACCUCAACAACCAUCCGCCCACAUUCUACGGAGAGAGUGGGCCCCAGAACAGGUUCGAGCUCUCCAUGGAGGAGCACCCGCCCCAGGGGGAGAUCCUGCGGGGCCUUAGGAUCACCGUCAAUGACUCCGACCAGGGAGCCAACGCCAAAUUCAACUUGCAGCUGGUGGGUGCCGGGGGCGUCUUCCGCGUGGUUCCGCAGACAGUGCUGAAUGAAGCCCAGGUCACGGUCAUCGUGGAGAACUCGGCCGCCAUUGACUUUGAGAAGUUCCAAGUGCUAACAUUCAAGCUCCUGGCCAUUGAAGUGAGCACCCCAGAGAAGUUCAGCUCUACGGCAGAUGUCAUCAUCCAGCUCCUGGACACCAAUGACAAUGUCCCCAAGUUCACCUCCCACCACUACUUUGCCAAGAUCCCCGAGAAUGCGCCAGGAGGCUCCAGCGUGGUGGCUGUCACGGCUAUGGAUCCAGACACAGGACCCUGGGGUGAGGUCAGAUACUCCAUCUACGGGACUGGGGCGGACCUGUUCCUGAUCCACCCGUCCACGGGGCUCAUCUAUACCCAGCCCUGGGCCAGCCUGGACGCCGAGGCGACGUCCAGGUACAACUUCUACGUGAAGGCGGAGGACAUGGAGGGCAAGUUCAGCCUGGCCGAGGUGUUCAUCACGCUGCUGGACAUCAAUGACCACCGCCCCCAGUUCGGACAGAGCGUCCAGGAGACCACGAUGGUGCUGGGGACCUCGGUGAAGAUCCAGGCCAUAGACCAGGACGCGGAGGAGCCCAACAACCUGGUGGACUACUCCAUCACCCACGCGGAGCCGGCCAACGUGUUCGACAUCGAUGCGCACACCGGGGAGAUCCGGCUGAAGCACUCCAUCCGCUCGCUGGAUGCCCUGUACAACAUCACGCCCAGUGGGGGCUGCACGUGGUCCCUGGAGGUGCAGGCCAAGGACCGCGGCUCCCCGUCCUUCAGCACCACGGCCUUGCUCAGAAUCGACAUCACAGACACCGAGACGCUGUCCCGAGGCCCCAUGGCUGCCUUCCUGAUCCAGACCAAGGACAACCCCUUGAAGGCCGUGGGGGUGCUCACGGGCCUCACCGCCGUCAUUGUGGCUGUAACGGUCCUCAUCUCCACCGCCACCUUCUGGCGCAACAAGAAGUCCAACAAAGUCCUGCCCGUGCGGCGGGUGCUGCGCAGGGGGCCCCCGCCCGAGCCCCGCUCUGCCGGCGUGGAGUGGCUCAAGGUCAGGAGGGCCAAGGCGGCCGAGUCUGAGCUCACAGAGGACCCUCCCAACGAGAACUGCAACAACAACAGCAUGGGAGGCUCGCUGCCCCCCCGGGCCCCAGCUCUCCCUCCACCGCCCCCCAGGGUGGCGCCCAACGUGAGUGCGGCCCACUGGACUGUGCCCACCGUCUCCGGGUCCCUCACCCCCAAGAAGCCCCAAGAGCCCCCAAAACCCAAGGCCUUGGGCAGCCCCAUCCCGUCGACUCUGAUCUCUGAGCUCAAGCAAAAGUUUGAGAAGAAGCGUAUCGACGGCAGGGCCUACUGCUAGAGCGCGGCCUGUGGUCCCCACCACCCCCACUCGACGCCCUGCUGCUCAGACCAUGCCCCCUGCCCUCUCCUUCAGGUCACCCCGUUUUGUAAGGGAGUAACCCCUCCGCAGGGCCUGGACAGGGCCGUGGGCAAGGGGUGCACCUGGCAAGUACGAAGCUGUCACCCAAACCCACGCUCCCGUCCUUCAGAGGCAGCCAGCUCUGAGUCCCCCACUCUCCAGCUCAGCCUCCAGACCUCGGGUUCUCCCGCGGUCCCAUCGCCAUAGUCAAGGAGCAGGCCUGGUCACACAGGGUCCUGACAGGCAGAGGAGGUUCGGGCCUGCCUCCGGUUGGAGGUCAGCAGACCUGGGCUCCCAUAGGAGAGAGUGAGCAGCGGGGAGCAGCAGGUGCGGCGGACUGCAGGACUGCGGGAGGCCGUGGGGGGCGGGGCAGGCAGGGCGGGCAGGGCAUCCUGGUAGACCCUGGGCCUGCUCUGCGCAUGGGCGCAGAGACAUGGGGGUGAGAAUGAGAGCGGGUGUCCCUUCCCUCAACGGCCCUGGACCCGGAGAUGUCCAUGCUGGCACCAAGGGCUCUCCUCUUUCGCUGCUGAAUCUUUCGUGUGUCGAAUUCGGGUCCAGGAACACGUUAGGUGCUCAAUAAAUUUGUUGAAUACAUGGGU
Molecule: messenger RNA, 3246 nt
Organism: Tupaia belangeri chinensis (Chinese tree shrew)
Lineage: Eukaryota; Metazoa; Chordata; Mammalia; Scandentia; Tupaiidae
Gene: CDHR1
Product: cadherin related family member 1
Exons: 17
Coding region: 5-2587 (860 amino acids)
Biological process (GO): calcium-dependent cell-cell adhesion; cell-cell adhesion mediated by cadherin; cell migration
Cellular component (GO): adherens junction; catenin complex; plasma membrane
Molecular function (GO): beta-catenin binding; calcium ion binding; cadherin binding
Source: RefSeq, a predicted model, not a curated record